Molecule: messenger RNA, 742 nt
Organism: Ambispora leptoticha
Lineage: Eukaryota; Fungi; Glomeromycota; Glomeromycetes; Archaeosporales; Ambisporaceae
Source: the annotation of a GenBank genome assembly
AUUAAAAUGUGAUGAUGAAGAAGCUAAAGAAGAACCCCCUGCUAUUAUACAUGAGACAUUCAUAGAACUGGAUUGUCAUAUCACUAUAAUGAUAAAUUAUUUACAAGAUGGAAUAAAAGAGGAUUUUUUUAAAAAAAAACUAGAUAGGGAGUCUCCCUCUUUAAAGCGUCAAGCAAGCUACACAAAAACUGUAAAAAUUAGUCGAUUACCAAAAUAUCUCACCAUACAAUUUGUUAGAUUCUUUUGGAAAACACAGGAACGUGUCAGAACCAAAAUUGUACGCAAAGUGAGGUUUCCGUUAACGUUGGAUAUGACAGAAUUUUGCACCGAAGAACUGCAAAGCAAAAUUCUACCUGUAAAGAAUAAGUUAGUGGAAUUGGAAAAAGAGCAAGAAUCUGCAAAAAAAAAAGCAAAACUUGCAAAAAAUCCUGAACAAGCCAAAGAAAAAUCAACGAUAGAUCCCGCGGUAGCUGAAGAGAUUGAAAAAUUAAUAGACCCAGAGCUGGCAAAAGAUAUUGGUGCUAAUGUGACUGGAUUAUAUGAUCUUUGCGCUGUUCUCACUCAUAAAGGACGAUCAGCUGAUUCAGGUCAUUAUGUUGCUUGGGUGCAAGAAUGGAUCAAAUAUGAUGAUGAUCAUGUCAGUAUUGUGCAUCAAGAUGAAAUACUGAAAUUAGAUGGAGGAUUAGGUGACUGGCAUACUGCAUACAUGCUUUUAUAUCGAUCUAAGGAAAUUCCUAAAUAG